AUUAUUCUCUCACGUCUCCAACCAAUCAUAUAUAUAUAUAUACAGAUCGAUAAUCACAUAUCCAUUAUUUUCAUUCCUUUCUUCUUUCUUUCUCUUUUCCUUCAACCUCAAACUUUACUCUUCAAAUCCACCAAUUUCGAACAUGGCCUGCCUGGUAUCUCGCUCGGGAAGGGAAUUGCAGAGGUACAACAACAUGGGUGGCCGCCAAGUUGUUGGGUGCAUACCAUAUAGAUAUAAAGAAGACGUAGAUGGUAACAUGAGUGACGAAUUGGAAGUACUGGUCGUUAGUUCUCAGAAAGGCCAAGGAUUCAUGUUCCCUAAGGGAGGAUGGGAACUUGAUGAAUCUGUAGAAGAAGCAGCUUGUAGGGAAUCUCUUGAAGAAGCAGGAGUAUUGGGAAUUAUUGAGCAUGAAUUGGGGCAGUGGUAUUUCAUCAGCAAAAGACAUGGCAUAUACUAUGAAGGACACAUGUUCCCCAUGUUUGUCAAGGAACAGCUUGACACGUGGCCGGAGAAAGAUUUACGGAGAAGAAUUUGGAUGACUGUUGGUGAAGCUAGAGAAGUUUGUCAGCAUUGGUGGAUGAAGGAGGCAUUAGAUAUAUUGGUUCAAAGAAUAAUGUUGUCUUCAGAACAAGGAAAAAAGGAUAUGGUUUUGGAUGAUUCUUUAGGUUUUUAAAGAGUUUAGUUACUGUAGGGUAGGCCAGAAUUUCAUAAAUUGAGUUAUAGAAAACUGUAGAGAAAAAUGGAGCUGCAAUUUUAAUGCAACUUUAACGUUACACAUUUACACAACUUAGCACUCACUUCCAAGAGUUAAAUAGUUUCGUAUUAGACCUUCCCCUUGUUUUUUUGUUAUAUGUUUUUUUAUUGAAUGUAUACUCCAUAAGGUGUGAAUCCUAUCGAUGAAGUAGAAACCCUCCUUCCAACCA
Molecule: messenger RNA, 923 nt
Organism: Vigna angularis (adzuki bean)
Lineage: Eukaryota; Viridiplantae; Streptophyta; Magnoliopsida; Fabales; Fabaceae
Product: nudix hydrolase 18, mitochondrial
Exons: 5
Coding region: 143-673 (176 amino acids)
Cellular component (GO): cytoplasm; nucleus
Molecular function (GO): pyrophosphatase activity
Source: RefSeq, a predicted model, not a curated record